AUGGUGAAGCUGAUGGCGGAGCUGACUGAGCAGGCGACACAGUACACCAAUGCUGUGCAGGACCGCGAGCUGGACCUUCACAGAUAUAAAAUUCCUGUCAUUGAAAAUCCAGGUGCUACCUUAGACAAGUUUGAUGCUAUUGACUUUUCUGACAAUGCGAUCAGGAAACUGGAUGGUUUUCCUUUAUUGAGAAGACUGAAAACAUUACUAGUGAACAACAACAGAAUGUGCCCUACAGGUGAGGGACUUGAUCAGGCUCUUCCCUGUCUGACAGAGCUCAUCCUCACCAACAACUGUCUAGUGGAACUGGGUGAUCUGGAUCCUUUGGCAUCUCUCAAGUCACUGACAUAUCUAAGCAUCCUAAGAAAUCCUGUAACAAAUAAGAAGCAUUACCAAAUUUACGUCAUCCAUAAAGUCUCACAAGUCAGAGUACUGGACUUCCAGAAAGUGAAACUAAAAGAGCGUCAGGAAGCAGAGAAAAUAUUCAAGGGCAAACGGGGUGGUGCACAGCUUGCAAAGGACAUUGCCAGCAGAAACAAAACUUUUAACCCAGGUGCUGGUUUGCCAACUGACAAAAAGGAAGGUGGGCCAUCUGCAGGGGAUGGAGAAGCCAUCAAGGAUGCCACUGCAAACUCGACGACGUUGGCUGAGGUGGAGAGGCUGAAGGGCUUGCUACAGUCCGGCCAGAUACCUGGCAGAAAGCCCAGAUCAGGACCAAGUGAUGCUGGCGAAGAAGAGAUGGAAGAAGACACAGUCACAAGUGAGUCCUGAGCUCUGUAGCAGAGGCUCUCUAGAGAGGUCUCACUUUUUUGAGCAUGGAGUAACAGCCUUGCUUGUAUGAGCCACAUAGAAUCUGUCAGCAUUGCUGAAUGCUCAGAACUACUGCUGAUAAUCUUUUAAAUGAACCU
Molecule: messenger RNA, 908 nt
Organism: Peromyscus maniculatus bairdii (prairie deer mouse)
Lineage: Eukaryota; Metazoa; Chordata; Mammalia; Rodentia; Cricetidae
Source: RefSeq, a predicted model, not a curated record